Anisakis simplex (herring worm) is the source of this 483-nucleotide messenger RNA. NCBI's taxonomy places the organism in Eukaryota, Metazoa, Nematoda, Chromadorea, Rhabditida, Anisakidae. The record is from the annotation of a GenBank genome assembly.
AUUGUUUUUGGUGUGAAACAACGAAACAGUGCAAUGAAUACAAAUGGAAAUAUCCGAAUUGUACACUGGACGCUGUCAGAUAUAAGAACUGCUGGUGUAAGUUUCGAUUGUUUGAUCACUGAAAAACAAACAUUAAAUGAUGAUGGCCCGAAUGGGAAUGAUCAGUUCCAUCAAAUGUAUGGUGCUAUUCGUAUAGACAGUUCAAUUGAAAACGAAAUGAAUGGAACUUCAGUGAACUGGAAAGCGUUGGGGAUAUCGCUAUCAAUAGUCGGUGUUAUGGUGUUGAUAAUAGCUUGCUGUUGUUGUUGCUAUUGCUGUCAUUACUGCAAGAAGUGUAAAAGAAGAUGGACUGAAUACAAUUUCAAACGACAACGUGAAAGGGAAAUGGCCAAGAGGCUCGCCAUGGAGAAUCGACAAGAGCAACGUAGGAUGGAACGAAAGGCUCAGAUUGAUGCGAUCAGACAGAAAUAUGGUAAGCUUUAA